Geodia barretti is the source of this 954-nucleotide messenger RNA. NCBI's taxonomy places the organism in Eukaryota, Metazoa, Porifera, Demospongiae, Tetractinellida, Geodiidae. The record is from the annotation of a GenBank genome assembly.
CUGGGGGUGAUCGGGGCCAUCGAGGCGGUGGAGGCGUUGCGAGACGCGGGAGUCACGCCGCGGCAUCCGGUCGAGGUUAUGGUGUUCACCAACGAGGAGGGCACCAGCUUCCAUCGCUGGCUGCUGGGCAGCCGGGCCGUGGCCGGCCUGUGGGAGCCGGAGGACUUCGCCGCCGUAGACGACGACGGGACCAGCCUGACGGACACACUGCCGAGCAUUGGCGGCAACAUCUCGCGAGUUGAUGCCGCGCGCCGCCGGCCCGAAGAGCUGGCAUGCUACCUGGAACUACACAUCGAGCAGGGUCCUACCCUGCACCGGGGCGGGUUUCCCAUCGGAGUUGUGACCGGGAUAACCGGUCGCUCGGUGUACCACGUGGACAUCGUGGGCGAGGCAAACCACGCCGGGACGACACCCAUGGCGCUGCGGCGGGACGCCAUGUCGGCGGCGGCGCAGAUCGCCCUGGCCGUGCGCCGCAUUGCCGGCGAGAUGGAGGUGUGCCGGGUGGGCACGGUGGGCUCGAUGGACGUUCAUCCCAACGCGGGCAACGUGAUCCCGGGCCGAGUGCAGAUGGGCGUGGAGUUCCGGGACGAACGAAUGGAAUCGCUGGCUGCGGCCGAGGUGGAACUGCGCCGCACCGCCGAGGAAGUGGGGCACGCCGAGCAGGUGGCCGUGGCCGUAACGGCCCAGCGCAACACUCCGUCGGUGCCCGUCUCCGGGAACAUGCAGCAACUGAUAGCGGACGCGACCGGUAUGGCGGGACUGGAGCACGUGAGCCUGCCCAGUGGUGCGGGUCACGACGCGCAGGCCAUCGCCGCAAUUACUCCGGCGGCAAUGGUGUUCGUGCCCAGCGUGGGCGGUAUCAGCCACGCGCCGGCGGAGCACACCACGCCGGAAGACUGCGCCAACGGGGCGCAGGUGCUGCUGAACGCGCUGCUGCUGGCGGAUGAACGGUAG